This is a messenger RNA of Trematomus bernacchii (emerald rockcod), 1976 nucleotides long. RefSeq names its product CMP-N-acetylneuraminate-beta-galactosamide-alpha-2,3-sialyltransferase 1-like. The record is from RefSeq and is a predicted model, not a curated record. The coding region runs from base 69 to 1148 and encodes 359 amino acids. NCBI's taxonomy places the organism in Eukaryota, Metazoa, Chordata, Actinopteri, Perciformes, Nototheniidae. The transcript has 7 exons. Gene Ontology annotation, molecular function: beta-galactoside (CMP) alpha-2,3-sialyltransferase activity.
CGAGUCUCAAAAUCGGAGCAGCCGAGUUGAUAUUGGACACCUGUGCGCUAGGGACCGCCUCCAAAACGAUGAGCCAAUCAGCAGACGAGCUGAGAGAUAUGGGAAGCGCACCAUUGGUCUUUAAACCAGUUUAUCACUCCUUUAUUCCAUUUGGACUAUUAUCACACCUGGAGUGGAUGCGUUUGCUCUCUGAUCAGGCUUUAUCCUUAAAGCACCACACAGACAAGAUGACUUCAAAACUGAACUUCCUCAUUCUCAUCAUGAUGGUGACGGGAAACUGCAUGUUUUGGAAAGCAUACGUCUCACAAAGUACCUGCGCUUGUAAGGAAUGUUCACCUUCAAAUGAUCUGUGGUUCAACAAGCGUUUCAACAAAUCUGUUCAACCUUUCUUGUCGGCAAACAUGAAUUUCUCAGAGGACGCUUUCAAAUGGUGGCAGCGCUUACAAAAUGAACAGGGCACCUUCGAUUUGUUUAAAAAAACAGUUCAUGAUCUGUUUGGGAUGUUCCCACCAAAACCAGAUGUGAAGCAAUAUCAUCCCGACCGCUGCAGGACUUGUGCUGUGGUCGGGAAUUCUGGGAAUUUGCAUCGAUCACGCUAUGGACCUCUCAUUGAUUUCUAUGAUGUCGUUAUAAGGAUGAACGGUGCUGUUACCCAAGGCUACGAAGCAGAUGUUGGGUCCAAAACAACUCAUCGCAUCAUGUACCCGGAGAGCAGCGUGAAUUUAGAUAACUCCACUCAUCUGAUGCUGGUUCCCUUCAAGAUAAAAGACAUCGUUUGGGUCAUGAAGGCCUUCAGCACCGGAUACUUUGGAAAAUCAUAUGCGCCAGUACUAUCAAAAAUCAAGGCUAACAAGAAUUUGGUAAUGGUCCUUAAUCCAGAUUUCAUGAUGUAUGUUCAUCAUAAUUGGCUGGAAAAGAAGGGCGGGUAUCCAUCCACUGGCUUCAUGGCUUUGAUUCUUGCGAUGCAUAUUUGUGACGAGGUCCAUGUGUUCGGAUAUGGAGCAGACAGUGAGGGAAACUGGAGUCAUUAUUUCGAAAAACUCCAAAACAAAAAGUUAAAAACUGGACUACAUCCUGGGAAUGUUGAAUAUGGAAUUAUCCAGGAACUAGCUAAGCAAAGGAAAGUCACGUUUUACAAAGGGUUUUGAGCUUCCUUACAGUACGAGCAAGUAUUCGGACCCUGAGAGGAAAAGAUCUGCAAAGCAAAAGAAGACCAAGAAGCUUUCAACCCGAGGGUCGUCUAUUCUCUGAUUGACACAUCAUUUUAUAUUUAAAACUGAGGGUGCUGAAUCAUCUAUGGAAAGGGAACUUAAAUGGUAUUGAAUGGGACUGAUCCUGUGGAGCAAAUCUCAUUUAGCAGCUUUAAUUUAAAUAUGUAUUUAUCUUAUCCAAUUCAUUGUUGGAUAGCAGUUGUUCUGAUCUCUUUCCACUGUUUUAUACCUUGUUGUGAUAAUGAAGAGAACUUUAACCACAUCAUUUAAUCGACAUCAGGCUAAAAAAAGGAGUUUAAGUUGAAACAAACCAACCACCUGAGCAAUAAAGCCUAUGUCAGGGGUGUCCAAACUAGGCCCGGGGGCCAACUGUGGCCCUUAGUCUGUUUUGAAUUCAGCAGAUUCUAAAAGUAUAAUUGAUAUAAUGGCCCACACCAGACACUUGUGCUUGUAUUAUUUUGUACUUCUGAAAUAUACAUGUAAACAAAUAUUGCACAGUAUAGUAUUCAUGUCUUAAUAAGCCCACUUUUCAAAUAAAUGCAGUCAAUUAAAGCUGAAAACAUCUUCUCACAGAACUUAGUUGAUAAAAAAGAAAAAGCCUAAUUUGCUUAACAAGCUUGAAAUGUACCCUUCAUAUUUCCCCUUAUCCCCCCCCCUUUAUACAUGGCUGUGAAGGGAGAGCACCAAAUUCUGUUUUAAGGAACGAGCUGCUAACACUGUCACAAAAUAAAUGAAUCCCUAUGCAGUGCUUUUUAUUUUCUUAAA